CAAUUUAUUUUCCUUUUGUUAAAUGACUUGAAUGCAAAAUUGCCAAUUAACAUGUAGAAAUUAACACCUUUUAUCCACUGACUUUUAUCUAACAUGGUCUUGUGGUCACAUUUUGCAUAUGACUAUUCCAGUUCAGGUUUGAUCAAUGGUAACCCCCUAGAGUAUUAAUGGUGGUGGAUUUAGUGCCGGUAAUGCCUUUGUAUGUCAGGGGGUGAUAGCUGGAUUUUCUCUUGUUGGGUGUUGUCAUUGCUUGGCACUUCUAUGGAGUGAAUGUUACUUGCCACCUAUCAACCCUGAGCUGGUUAUUGCCCAUGGUUGCUGUUUUUGUUUGCGUACUGAUGUGAAGACCAUUGAUAAAGCAGCUGAAGGUGGUUGGGCCUCGGACACUACCCUGAGGAUCUCCUGCAGAGAUGUCCUGUGUCUGAGAUGAUUGUCCUCCAACCACCACAAGCAUCUUCCGACAUGCUCUGUGUGAUUCCAUCCCGCGGUUCACAACACAACAUGUGUCCCUCUAGUUUUAGACUUCCUUUGGAGAAAGAAUGACCAUCCACCUUUUUAAAUGUGACCACAUGAGUUAUAUCACACAUUUUCUCUCUCUGUCCCCUUGAUUAUGAGACCUGCGUCAGGUAAACAUGUAUCUGUAAAUCUGAGCGUUUGCAUCGGGAUAGAUCAUAGAACAGUACAGCCCUUUGGCCCACAAUAUCUGUGCUGAACAUGAAGUCGAGUUAAACUAAUCUGCUUCGUAUGAUCCAUCACCUCCAUUCCCUGCAUAUCCACGUGCCUAUCUAAAAGCCCCUUAAAUGCCACUAUCAUAUCUGCCUCCACCAUCACCCCUGGCAGCAUGUUCCACGCACCCACCACUAUCUGUGGAAAACAAACUUGCCUCGCACGUGUCCUUUAAACUUUCACCCUUCUGCCUUAAAGUUAUGCCCUCUAGUUUUUGACAUUUUCACCUUAGGAUAAAGGUUCUGACAAGUUUACCUCUUCAAAGGGAUAAGGGACAAACGCAGGCAGAUGGAAGUAGGUCAAAGAGCUCAAUAGAAAAACCCUGGAUCCAUUCUUGGUAAUCUAAGUGCAGUGCGGGAUUUUGAAUUUGCUGACACUUUUAUUGUUUGUGGAAGUGAACUUUGUGCCUCAAAAGGCUCAAUGUCCUGCCGGCUAGUUAAUAGGUUAGUGAAUCCUGGGCUCAGAGCUGUUCCCGACGGACAUCAUGAAGAUCAGGCUUCUGUUUCUGGAAUUGCUCCUUCUCCAGAGGGCAACUAGUGAGAACAUAUUGAUCUGGCCUGCAGAAGGAAGCCACUGGAUUAACUUGAAACCCAUCAUCAAUGAGCUGAUCGCAAGAGGUCACAGUGUUACUGUGGCUGUGAAUUCUACUGUACUUGACAUCGACUAUUCUGAACCCUCACCAGUGAAAUAUGAAGUAUUUCAAGUGCCGUUUACCAAUGACAAAAUUCAAGAUUUAAUGAAUGCAAUUGGGCAAUUCUGGCUCUAUGAUAAACACAAAUAUCCCACUGGGAAGCGUACAGAAAAUUCUCAGCAAUCAUGGAACGUGGAAUCAAAUUUACCAAUGGUCUGUGACGGGAUGAUAAAGAAUGAAAAACUUGUGCAAAAACUGCGAGAUUCAAAGUUUAAAGUCGUGCUCUCUGACCCCGUGCAUCGCUGUGGGGAGCUCCUGGCUCUGAAGCUGGGAAUUCCCUUCAUCUUCUCUCUGAGAUUCUCCCCGGGAUUUACAGUGGAGAGACUCUGCGGACAGAUCCCUGCCCCUCCCUCCUAUGUACCGGCGAUCCUCUCAGAGUUUACCGAUAAGAUGUCUUUUACUGAGAGAGUUCAAAACGUUCUUUACACAUUCAUGUACGACUGGAUGUGCAAACGGAUGUGGCAUGAUUUGGACUCCUAUUACACUGAAGCUCUAGGUGAAGUUGAAUGACUUUAACGCAAAAUUGUUAAUGAAAACCUAGAAUUUAAAGCCUUUUAACCACUGAAGUAAGUGGCAGCUACGUUAUUUGAAGGUGUACUCGUCUGACACUUUCAAAAUCCAAUUCUUUCCAAGCUAUUGUUCCAAACUCCUUUUACAGUGAAGCUCUAGGUGAGGUUGAAUGUGUCUUUUCCUUGUGUUAAGUGACUCGAACAAAAUUGCCAAUUAAAUUAGAAAUUAAGCAUUUUAUUCAAAGUGCCACCUACGUUAUUUUAAGGUAGACCCUUCACCAUUUUGACAACGUAUUUAUUAUUGGUACAUACGGUUCGUAAACUGAGCUAGCAUUUAAUGGCCCAUCCUUCAUUGCCCUUGAGAAGGUGGCGGCGAGAUUCCUUCUUCAACUUCUGCUGCCCUUGAGGUGCGAGCACAUUCGCGAUCAUUUUAGAUUAACCACUUCAAGCCAGACAGUUUUCAUUCGAGUAUGAGUUUAAGAUACGAAUACCAAUAAGUAUGAUAUUUUGUUAAUUAAAAUUGGGUAUUUAAAUAGUAAAUACCCACUUAGACCUAGUUAAGAAAUGUUAUCCUAUUAGAGAUAAUUACACACAAUCUCACAGUCUUUGACACUGUUUAAUACAGGAUUAUUAAUAAGCAAAAAAACUUUUCUUUUAAUUUAAAUACAGCAUUUAAAUACCUUCUUAGUCCAACCUAUUAGAUGAACUACUUACAGUACAGGUUCCGUUUUUUUUUUCCUGUGCAUAUAAUAUCUGGUUCUGGCCUGUUUUUUCUUUUCUAUAAUAUUAGUGUGUAAGGGGCGGAACUGAAUGAGAUUUACACCUAAGGAAGAUCACACAAAUGUUCCCACCAGUGGGUGGUUGUACACAGUAUACUUAAAUACUGCUUUUUUGUAUCAUUUAUGUUAUUUUGCACCUUUCUUUGGGAUAUACCAUCAGAAUUCUGAAAUUGGGAUCACCCACCCAACACCCAGAAAGUUGAGUUAUUGUGUUGCACCACCUGAAACAAGGGAACCUAUCUAGGCUAUAAUGCAAGACGACCCUCUGAAGAAAACUGGAGGAAUUACUUUUUGUAGCUGGAAUAUUAGGGGCGCUAAUGAGCCACUUAAAAGGUGUAAGGUUCAUGCCCAAUUAAAAUCAAUUAAUGCUGACAUCAUAUUUUUACAGGAAAUGCAUCUUAAAGAUCAAGCUCAGACCAGGCUGAAGGCUCAUUGGAUUGGUCAAAUAUAUCACUCCUCCUAUCUCUCCAAAUCCAUAGGCACUGCAAUUAUAAUCCAUAAGGGCAUACCAUUUAAACAUAAAAACACCAUUGCAGACAAAGAUGAGAGGUAUGUCAUAGUUUCUGGGGAGAUAUACUCUACCCCACUUACUAUUGUAAAUAUUUAUGCUCCUAACUUUGACAGCCCACAAUUUUUUAAUAAAAUCUUGAAUAUAAUUUCCGACUCCACCCAGCAAAACGUGAUAAUUGGGGGAGAUUUCAAUUGCGUUCUGGAUCAAUACCUGGAUAAAUCCGCUCAACAAAAGAGAUAUAAUACAAAAUCAAAAUCCAGUGAACUCUUAAAUAUGUAUAUAAGAAAUACAAAUAUAACAGACGUAUUGAGGAUUGUAAACCCAUCCGAAAGAGAAUAUUCCUUUUACUCAUCAGUACAUAAAACCUAUACACGUAUUGACUAUUUUCUAGUGGACACUAAAUUAAUACCUUUCACAAUUAAUCCCAAAUACCAUAAUAGUACUAUAUCCGAUCAUUCCCCGCUAACCUUCUCCUUAAAACUAGAAGGAAUGUUUAAUAAAAAAUCAUUCUGGAGAUUUAACCCUCAAAUACUAAAUAAACCGGAUUGUUGUAAAUAUCAAUAUCCAUCAAUACCGAUAUAUCUUCCUAACAUUUUUUCUCCAAAAUCUUAAUUCUCUGAUUGCAAACUUUAUUUGGGAUUAUAAAACACAUAGAAUCCAUAAACGGCAUCUAUGUAAACCCAAAGAAACGGGUGGAUUGGCUCUCCCCAACUUCUUAUACUAUUACUGGGCAACAAAUAUUAAAAAUGUAAUUUACUGGCUGGACAAUUUAUGCCAACAGGUAGACUGGUUAAUAAUGGAGAGAGAGGAUUGCUCGCCUUUUAAUAUAGGUACGAUUCUUCUCUCUCCAACAAAUUUGAAGAACACACUAUAUGAUAAAAAUCUGAUUAUCACAGCACUCUACAAACCUGGAGACAAGUCAAAUCAACUUUAAAACUAAGAAAUGUAUUUCUUCUUUCACCAAUAGCCAAUAACCCUUUGUUCAAGCCAUCUAUUAUAGAAAAUUGAAAAUAUUAGACUUGUCUUAGCAGUAAAACCAGAGCAUUUUUCGAAGACAUGGACACCAUUCAUUGAUUUAUUGCAAGGAUAGUAUGGUGCAACACAAUUUUGGAGUUAAAUCUAAUUACAGGUUGGGUGAUGGGUGGGGAGUGAUGCGAGGCAGGUAUAUCAUCACCUUUUGUUUUUCUUGCUGUUUUUGUCUUUUUAUUUCUCUAUGUCUUCCUUAUUUAUUUUACUUACUCACUCUUUGGCUUCACCAAUUUGGUAGUCCAGGGGUUCUAUCCUUGCACAUCCACUUCUUCUCUCUCUUGCUUUUUCUAUUCUCUUAACUAUAGCUAAAAAUAAAAAUUGAAGCUGUACAAUAACUGUAUUAUGUCAUAUGCCACUGGUUAUAUUUUUGUACACUGCUUCUAAUAAAUUUUUUAAAUAAAUAAAAAAUCUUUCCCAUCCACCAAUACAUACAAUUAGUUCAAAUGGUAAUUGAACCCACAUCAGACAGCUUUAAGAAAUUCUCCGUGAAUACCUUCAGUAAUACUUGAAGCUCAAACACAAUUGGUGACACAUAGUGUUAAUAUGAUGUUAAUAGUGACAUUUAAAAUGCGCUUAAUAAUGACACCCCCACUAUCUCGCAUAAAGCAGAUGUUUUAAUUGAUUUUUUUUCACCGAAUUUCAAAGUGCGGAUUACAA
This is a messenger RNA of Leucoraja erinaceus (little skate), 4902 nucleotides long. RefSeq names its product UDP-glucuronosyltransferase 2A1-like. NCBI's taxonomy places the organism in Eukaryota, Metazoa, Chordata, Chondrichthyes, Rajiformes, Rajidae. The record is from RefSeq and is a predicted model, not a curated record. Gene Ontology annotation, molecular function: UDP-glycosyltransferase activity.